AUGGCCGAAGUUCCUAUUAUCCAAAUCCUCAACAAGAAGGAUUACUUCAAACAGGCCUUGGUGCCUAUUCCGGACCCCUUACCCCCUCUAGGGGAGUCAUCCCUACGGAUUCGGACGGAGGUCAUUUCUCUAACCUCUAACAACUUUACCUACUGUAAAUUGGCUGAUAUGGCCGAUUGGUGGGGUAUCCACCGAAUCCCGCCCACGGCCCCGGCACCAUACAACGAUGAUUCCGUGUACGGCCGUAUCAGCGCCUGGGGCUACGCCAAGGUCGUCGACUCUACAUUUCCCAGCGUUCCCAAGGGGAGCUACGUCUGGGGAUACCUCCCUAUAGGUACCCUGCCCCUAGACUUCCAAGUCAGGGAGACCGGCGCCCCUGGCCAGUUCUUCGUCACGGAGCCUUACCGGAAAAAGCACCUGAACUUGUACAACCACUACUUCGUCUUCCCGGAGUCUACAUCUAAGGAGAUCCAGGCCAAGACCGACGCCAUCGCCUACGAUGCCUUGUUCCGCGUCAUGCACCUAACAGCGUUCCUCAUGGCCGAGUUCAUGUUCUCUCAGGACCCUAAGCAGUCUGUCAACCUAACCCCGGAGCAGGCCGAUCUAACAGACGCUACUGUCAUUAACUUCGCGCCCGGCUCCAAGGUCGGUUUAGCAUUCGCCCGCGCCCUACGGACAAACCGUACGGCGUCGAAGCCGGCACGCAUCGUGGGCGCCGCAAGCGAGUACUCGCAGGCGUUCGUCAAGAGCACAGGUCUAUACGAUGCAGUAGAGGCGACGAGCGCGGAUCCUCUCGAGGUGGCCUCGCGACUAGGCAUCUCUAAGGACAGCAAGAUCGUGAUCGUAGACUUCGGUGGACGCAACCACGUUCAAUGGAAGUGGGCAGCAGCCCUAGUGUCGGCGUACCCGCGGGUGCAGUUCAUCAUCGUAGGCGCUGAGGUCUCGGAACCGUCAGCCGCAGUAGCGCCCGAUGGCAAGCCCCCGGCCGGCCUCGACAUCUCGCAGGUCAUGGCCGAUACUCAGCAAAACCAGGCCAUCGCUAAGUUCGGCGAGAAAGAGUACUACGCGCGUGCGGACGCGGCGUGGGAGAGCCUCCGGAAUGAGGGCAUUCCAGGUGUGAAGCUCGUUUGGGGCGAAGGUAUGGAGUCGGUUAAGGAUGCGUGGGAUAGGUUUGCUAAGGGUGAGGUCUCUUCAGAGGAGGGGCUUGUAUUUAAGGUAUGA
This is a messenger RNA of Daldinia childiae, 1221 nucleotides long. RefSeq lists its product as uncharacterized. The record is from RefSeq and is a predicted model, not a curated record. Bases 1 to 1221 code for a protein of 406 amino acids. Lineage: Eukaryota; Fungi; Ascomycota; Sordariomycetes; Xylariales; Hypoxylaceae. The transcript has a single exon.